GAACACUGCGCACGCGCAAUCCGACUAGGACCGGCGCCACGCUAGAGGCACUUGUCAACAGGCCCGGCCUCACCUCCAGCCCUCCGUCGGCCACAGUACCCAGUCUCCUCCGCCUCGUCCGCCCAACCGGGCUCCCCCCCCCACGCCCUCUCGGCGCCGGCGCUGGUAGCGACUGCGCGCGCAGGGCCUUAGCGGGCGCCGGCGGGAAGGGGAAGCGGCGGGGUAGGAUCAGAUUAUGGGCAACAGUCCUUUUAAUUAAUCUGUCAACAUGGCUAAUGAGGACUGUCCCAAGGCUGGUAAUAGUCCAUUUUCAUCUGAUAAACAUGCCCAACUCAUCUUGGCCCAGAUCAAUAAAAUGAGGAAUGGAGAGCAUUUCUGUGAUGUGCAGCUGCAAGUUGGGAAGGAGACUUUUAAAGUUCAUCGGCUGGUUUUGGCUGCCAGUAGUCCUUACUUUGCAGCUUUAUUCACUGGAGGAAUGAAAGAGUCCUCAAAAGAUGUUGUACAGAUUCUAGGAAUUGAAGCUGGAAUCUUUCAAAUACUUCUAGAUUUCAUUUAUACAGGUAUAGUGAACAUAGGUGUGAAUAAUGUCCAGGAGCUGAUUGUUGCAGCAGACAUGCUACAGUUGACUGAAGUUGUUAAUCUGUGCUGUGAAUUUCUAAAAGGACAAAUUGAUCCAUUGAACUGCAUUGGAAUAUUUCAGUUCUCUGAGCAAAUUGCAUGCCAUGAUCUUUUGGAAUUCACAGAAAACUACAUUCAUGUCCAUUUCUUGGAGGUUCACAGUGGGGAGGAGUUCCUAGCGCUUACAAAAGAUCAACUGAUCAAAAUUUUGCGAAGCGAAGAGCUCAGUAUUGAGGAUGAAUACCAGGUCUUCUUAGCUGCUAUGCAAUGGAUUCUGAAGGACCUGGGAAAAAGAAGAAAACAUGUGGUGGAAGUGCUAGAACCAAUUCGAUUCCCUUUAUUACCUCCUCAGAGGCUUUUAAAGUACAUAGAAGGAGUAUCUGAUUUUAAUCUUCGCAUUGCAUUGCAAACACUUUUGAAAGAGUACUGUGAGGUGUGCAAAUCUCCCAAAGAAAACAAGUUUUGUAGUUUUCUGCAGACAUCCAAGGUUCGGCCUCGGAAGAAAGCAAGAAAGUACCUGUAUGCAGUAGGCGGAUAUACUCGGUUGCAGGGGGGUCGUUGGAGUGAUAGCAGAGCCCUCAGCUGUGUAGAGCGUUUUGACACCUUUAGCCAGUACUGGACCACUGUGUCUUCACUUCAUCAGGCUCGAUGUGGGCUAGGAGUAGCAGUUCUGGGAGGGAUGGUUUACGCUAUUGGAGGUGAAAAGGAUUCAAUGAUUUUUGACUGUACUGAAUGCUAUGAUCCAGUUACUAAACAAUGGACAACUGUAGCUUCAAUGAAUCACCCCCGCUGUGGUUUGGGAGUGUGUGUGUGUUAUGGGGCUAUUUAUGCUUUGGGUGGAUGGGUUGGAGCAGAGAUAGGUAACACCAUUGAACGAUUUGAUCCUGAUGAAAAUAAGUGGGAAGUAGUUGGCAACAUGGCUAUGUCACGCUACUACUUCGGGUGUUGUGAAAUGCAAGGUUUAAUUUAUGUAAUUGGGGGCAUCAGCAAUGAAGGAAUAGAGCUUCGUUCUUUUGAAGUGUAUGAUCCACUUUCUAAGCGUUGGUCUCCACUUCCUCCGAUGGGAACCAGGAGAGCCUAUCUUGGUGUGGCUGCACUCAAUGACUGUAUCUAUUCUGUUGGAGGGUGGAAUGAGACACAGGAUGCUCUUCAUACCGUGGAAAAAUAUUCCUUUGAAGAGGAAAAGUGGGUUGAAGUUGCUUCAAUGAAAGUGCCUAGAGCAGGCAUGUGUGUUGUGGCAGUCAAUGGGCUUCUGUAUGUUUCUGGAGGUCGAUCUUCGAGCCAUGAUUUCUUGGCCCCAGUUGGAACUCUCUGCACUGAGACCAUGCGCUUUCCAACUAUGGGUGUUAUAUGGAGACCGAUAGCCUAUAUCCCGGGGACGGCAACUGCUGAGGAAGGCAAAGACCUAAGGGUCAAUCCACUCAAUUUAGGUGAAAACGCCCCAUACUGCCACCGUCCCAGAGGAAAGAGUUGCAAAAUGCAAGCCUCCUGAGAAAAGGGCGCGCUUUGAGAACCCAAGGAUCGUCGGGAAACUGCCUGACAUUCCCAGCGGCUUCGAUUUAAUCUCGACCCUCGGUACCUCCCCCACCCCCCCAAUUUGCACAUUGUGGCAGCAGCCCUGCUGUUAAAUAUGUAAGUAUACUUGCCAG
This is a messenger RNA of Mustela erminea (ermine), 2267 nucleotides long. RefSeq names its product intracisternal A particle-promoted polypeptide (gene IPP). Gene Ontology annotation, molecular function: actin binding. NCBI's taxonomy places the organism in Eukaryota, Metazoa, Chordata, Mammalia, Carnivora, Mustelidae. The record is from RefSeq and is a predicted model, not a curated record.